AUCUAUCUCGCUGAAAGUGAAAAAGGACAAGACGUGGCGGAUUCGGUGACCCCUUGGCUGUGAUACGAAGAAGCAGAUAGCUAGAUAAGACAAAACAAAGAAGAGAAAUAAAGAGAGAGAGAGCGAGCGAGAGAGAUGCGUGAAUAUAAGAUAGUGGUACUGGGCAGCGGAGGUGUUGGUAAAUCUGCCCUCACUGUCCAAUUCGUACAAGGAAUUUUCGUCGAAAAAUACGAUCCAACCAUAGAAGACAGUUACCGUAAGCAAGUUGAGGUUGAUGGGCAGCAAUGCAUGCUGGAAAUUCUAGACACAGCCGGAACGGAACAAUUCACAGCCAUGAGGGACCUUUAUAUGAAAAAUGGCCAAGGCUUUGUAUUGGUGUAUUCGAUAACGGCACAGUCAACGUUUAACGACCUCCAAGACUUGAGGGAACAAAUCCUGCGGGUAAAAGACACAGAUGAUGUGCCAAUGGUGUUGGUAGGAAACAAAUGUGAUUUGGAAGAUGAGAGGGUAGUGGGCAAAGACCAGGGCGUCAACCUUGCUCGGCAAUUCAAUUGCGCCUUCAUGGAGACUUCUGCCAAAGCCAAAAUUAAUGUUGUUGAUAUCUUCUACGACCUGGUGCGACAAAUCAACAAAAAAUCGCCGGAGAAAAAAAUAAAGCAGAAAAAGAAAUCGGUGUGCCUACUGUUGUAAAGUAGUAAUGGCCUAGGCCAUAUUCUCUCGCGAAAUAAUCCGAAGGAGAUACCAGUGGUUGGUGAGGGUAAAUGCAAAAAAAAAAUGAAAAAAGAAUCAAGAGGAUAAUUAGUGAAAGAAAAUAAAAUAAAAUAAAACCGCAAAGCAGAGUAAAAAAGGGGUCUGAUAACGAAUUAAAAGAUGAAUAACAAUUGAUGAGGGGGGGUUGGGAGGGGCGGGAGGGGAGGGGGUAAAAAAAGCGUAUGAUGGCUGUAAAGCAAGAAUAGACGACUAUAAGAGAAUAAUGAAACGAGAGGGUUGAAUAUUAUUGUAUAUACGUUAGUCCCGGGGUGGUUUAAUCUGGCAGGCGCAAACAACUGCGCACAAAAAAGUUAAAACCGACCCCCGAGACACUCGAUUAUCACUGUAGGAGUUUUGCAUUAAAGAAGAAAAAAAAAAGAUGAUUAAUUAAUAUUAUAUAUAUUUAGGAGAAAAAAAAGAGGAGAAAUAAAAUGUUUGGAUGUGCGCGUGCGUUGGCUCACCAGCCCCCAAUGAAAAAAAAAUUGUUCGCCGCGCACUUCUCUUAUAUAUAAUAUAAUAAUUAUACAUAGACGAUACAUACAUUGAUGAUGAUGAUUAUUAUUAUUAAUUAAUUAAUUAAUCAUUAUUAUUAUUAUUAUCGAUGCAUCAAAAUAAUUCAUAAGUUUUCAACCGUUUGUUUUUCUCAAAAUAAAAUAUGUUUUUUUUCUAUAUCUCUUCAAAAUAUUAAAAAGCAAAAUAAUAAAAAUUGAGUAAAUGUUA
Molecule: messenger RNA, 1470 nt
Organism: Leptopilina heterotoma
Lineage: Eukaryota; Metazoa; Arthropoda; Insecta; Hymenoptera; Figitidae
Gene: Rap1
Product: ras-related protein Rap1
Exons: 3
Coding region: 136-690 (184 amino acids)
Biological process (GO): cellular response to cAMP; Rap protein signal transduction; negative regulation of synaptic vesicle exocytosis
Cellular component (GO): plasma membrane
Molecular function (GO): GTPase activity; GDP binding; GTP binding
Source: RefSeq, a predicted model, not a curated record